This is a messenger RNA of Nilaparvata lugens (brown planthopper), 2699 nucleotides long. Its product is annotated as transmembrane protein 205. The transcript is spliced from 4 exons. The coding region runs from base 1207 to 2094 and encodes 295 amino acids. The record is from RefSeq and is a predicted model, not a curated record. NCBI's taxonomy places the organism in Eukaryota, Metazoa, Arthropoda, Insecta, Hemiptera, Delphacidae.
AGAAAUUAAAGGUAGUGAUGGUUGAACGCGAAAUGGAAAAGUAUACGCAUUAUACUCGAUUUAAAAAUUGACUCAAUCAAAAACAUUAAUUGUUUUUGAAGAAAAAACAUUUAAUUACCGGCGUACUCUCAAUCUAAUUUUUAAACACUUACCGCACUCUCAUUUUUUUCUCAAACGAAUCUUCUAAAAUUUUCAACUCUCACACAGGGUUCAGUUGAACUUGGAAGGGUGUUUUGAGAGUACUUUGAAAUUUAUAUAAAUUUUACUAUAAAAUCGACUCUCCUUUAACUUUUCCGAGAACAAUUAGGCUACGAUUAUGCCAUCCAAUUAGACUUUGAUUAUUUCAAAUAUACCUUCGUUCAAGCUGAGAGAUUUAACUAAGCCGCAUGUGCAAUGUUUACGAGGAUAAUCUAAAUAGUUAUCAAUUUUUUACGAGUUCAUCUAUAUUUUGUGAAGAGAAUUAGCAGGAUCUUCGUUCUGAAAAUUGAUAAAUUCAGCUUUGAAUAAAUUCAAAUUUUAUAAAAAAUAAAAUGAAUUGAAAAUACCAUAUUGGUUGUUAAUCAAUAAACAUGCAUUCUAUAAAUGUUUUUAGUAAUGUACGGUAGCCUAAAUGAUGAAGAUGAGGUAAUGAUUAACUACUGAUUAUGCUGGAUGCUGGGAGCCACUUGUUGAAUUCGCGGAAAGGAACCGAAGGAAGUCGGCUAUCACCGGCACAAGACUUCUAGAUGAGUCAUAGUGUAGCUGGAUUUAAAAAAUAAAAAAGCCGUCUCCAAUAAGCUCUAUGAAUAAAUUGCAUUGCUAGGAAGAGUCUAGAAUGUGCUGGACGGAACCACGGGGUACGUGACUGGAAGGCCUAGACGGCUGAUUGAUGAGACAGCUUUUAAAAGGCCGAAUGUUCUGGUACAUUAUCGCGGCCGGGUGUCAAGUGGGAUUGGCUGAGUUGCGUGUUUGAAGAGAGAGGACAAUACUAUUCCUUCUCAAGAUAGGCCCGCUGUAAAUAGUUUGUGUUUCUAUUUUAGGUCUUCAUUCGGCAGCAACAGAAGUUGGUCGUUUAGUCUUCCUUAAGCGUUGAACGAAUCAAGUGCUAUUUCUCGUACAUAGUGUGACAGAAGAAAGUGAUCAGUUACGAGUUAAUAUUCAUUUAUAGUAGGUUGUAUCUUGAGUUCUUGGUCAGUUUUUCGUGUUUGAAAUAAAAUUAUUGAUAUUAUGUGUGCACGGACAGACGGCUCCAACAAGAAGAGUGAAAGCAGUGAUGGUGAUGAGACUGUUUAUUACUACGACACUCAGCUUCCUCCCAAGCAGCCUCCUGAGGACGUUUCUGAACAGGAGGAUCCUGAAGUGGUGUACUCGUACUCCGGCCCCGACACUCUGGCUAUUCUCACCUCACACCAGAGAAACGCUCUACAGUUGAUACACGAUGCUAUCGAUCGAUUCCAAACAUCUAAUUGCUACAAAAUUCUAUUCAGAACCACUCAGCCAGCCCAUGUGAUCAGUGUGAUAUCUGUAGCAACUGUGGCAUCCUUGCUGUAUUCAUCUGAGAAAACUCAAUGGAGCUCAUCACCUUUCACAAUACUCCUCUACUUGGCUGCAUUUAGUGUACAUUGUGGCUCUCAAUUUUGGAUGACAUUCAUAUCAGGUUUAUCAUUGUACUUCAAUCUUCCUCGUCACGUGUUUGGCAGGGUGCAAAAAGUAUUAUUUCCCAAAUACUUUGGACUGAAUAGUUUCUUGAGUGCUCUGAUCCUCAUCUCAUUCAAUCGAUUCAGUCACCAAUGGGACACAGCUACUAUUAUUCAGGAGGUAUUGCUGAUCUCUUGCUUCGUAAUUGAACUGGCAAUUCGGCUGUACGCGGUUCCGCCUCUACUGGAGCUGAUCACGGCCAAAACAGAGAUAGAGCUGACAGCCGGAGUAGGGCAGGAGGUAGGCUACCAUGACCUGGGACCCCUCAAGCACUGUCCGCACUACUUGGCAGUGCACUCCUCCUUCCGUCGCGUCCACCUCUAUGUUGCCAUUGGCAAUAUCUUAUCUCUCGUCUGCACCGCUCUGCACCUUCAGUACAUCGCUCAGUACUGGGUAGCCAGGACCGCUUGUCCCUGAUUCACUGCUUGCUUUUUUAUGAAGCAACAUAUAUUAUAGAUAUAUCUAUAUUAUAUCUAGUUAUAUAUAUUCCAUAUAAUGUCCUAUUUAUUUCAUUUUUAAAUUAGUUUAGGACAACUUAGGAACAAAUAUUUAACUUUCAAGUUAGUUUUAUUGCUACUGUAAUUUGAAUACAUUAUGUUUUCAAUCAAUCGUUUGUGACAAUGUAGGAAAUAAUAUUCUAUUUUAAAAUCGUGGUAUGUAAAAUAAUGUUGAAAAUUAGUCUUAAUACUAAAGACUUGUAUAGCGGUAAAAUAUAUUAUAACACGCCAAAGACAUUUAUGAUUACUGCAAACCUUUAAAAACUUGCUAGUUACAAAAACUGUCAUCUAAUAACUCUUAUUUAGACUAUAAUUUUUCUAUAGAAUAUAGAUGUGUAUAAGUUAUAAAAUAGCUAUAUUACAAAUUCAUUUUAUACGAAACUGUAUGAUAUUAUAGUUUGUUUGAAUGUAUUACAAUGGUAACUGUAUGUCAAUAUUUAUUUAUAAUAUAUUUUUAGCAAAAUAAUUCAAGAAUUUGAAGCAAGAUGAUUCGCACUUAUUUAAUAAAGACAAAUAAUUAUCAGA